Molecule: messenger RNA, 2785 nt
Organism: Colletotrichum destructivum
Lineage: Eukaryota; Fungi; Ascomycota; Sordariomycetes; Glomerellales; Glomerellaceae
Product: Putative dynamin stalk domain, dynamin, GTPase region, GTPase effector domain-containing protein
Exons: 5
Coding region: 373-2463 (696 amino acids)
Cellular component (GO): membrane; cytoplasm; microtubule
Molecular function (GO): GTP binding; GTPase activity; microtubule binding
Source: RefSeq, a predicted model, not a curated record
GACAUCUGGGUGCUUGCGACUUCUUCUCCCACCAUUCCCGGCCCGACCAAAAACUUCAAACUUGCAACUGCUCGACAACUUGGCUUUCGCCUCUCUGCCGACAUAAACUAAAGACCCGUCGUCGCCGAUAAACCCAGGGGGUCAUCGCUGAGCUCCAUCCGAUCCCCGCCCUAAGCUACCGAUCGUCCUCGCUACGAAUCCGACCCUCCUCCCUCCCCCCUUUCCCGCCUUCUUCCACGUAUCGUAUUGCGAUUCAGGAGCCAUCUGCGACAGGACACUUGACCACAAAGACGCCUGUCCCGACCUGAUCCUCAACCUCCCCUCAUCCGUCCCACGACCGCAUCCUCCAAGAGCGCCGGCCGCAUCGCAACAAUGAGCGCGCCCCAGACCCUUUCCAGCCAAGGUGGCAUCUCGGAUCCCGCCUUGAUCACCCUCGUGAACAAGCUCCAGGACGUCUUUACAACAGUCGGCGUCACCAACCCCAUCGACCUCCCUCAAAUAGUCGUCGUUGGCAGUCAGUCCAGCGGUAAGAGUUCCGUUUUGGAAAACAUUGUAGGAAGAGACUUCUUGCCCCGAGGCUCUGGUAUCUGCACUCGUCGACCCCUCGUGCUCCAGCUCAUCAACCGUCCCGCGACUUCACAAAACGGCAUCGAGGAGGUGGAAAACAGCACCGACAAGGCGGCCAACGCUGACGAAUGGGGCGAGUUCCUCCACAUCCCCGGCCAGAAGUUUUACGACUUCAACAAGAUUCGCGAUGAAAUCAGCAGAGAAACCGAGGCCAAGGUCGGCCGCAACGCCGGCAUCUCCCCCGCUCCCAUCAACCUGAGAGUCUACUCCCCGAAUGUUCUUACACUGACCCUGGUCGAUUUGCCCGGCCUGACCAGAGUUCCCGUCGGAGACCAGCCUCGAGACAUCGAGCGCCAGAUCCGCGACAUGAUCCUUAAGUACAUCUCCAAGUCCAACGCCAUCAUCCUCGCCGUCACUGCCGCCAACAUCGAUCUUGCCAACUCCGACGGCCUCAAGCUUGCGCGCGAGGUCGACCCCGAGGGUCAGCGGACGAUCGGCGUUCUUACAAAGGUCGAUCUUAUGGACGAAGGCACUGAUGUUGUUGACAUUCUGGCUGGUCGCAUUAUUCCGUUGCGGCUGGGAUACGUCCCUGUCGUCAACCGCGGUCAGCGAGACAUUGAUAACAAGAAGCCGAUCCAGGCCGCUUUGGAAAACGAGAAGAAUUUCUUCGACAACCACAAGGCAUACAGAAACAAGAGUUCAUACUGUGGAACACCCUACCUGGCGAGGAAGCUCAACCUCAUCCUGAUGAUGCACAUCAAGCAAACGUUGCCCGAUAUCAAGGCCCGCAUCUCAAGCUCGCUGCAAAAGUACUCGGCCGAGUUGGAGAGCUUGGGACCCAGCAUGCUGGGUAACAGUGCAAACAUUGUGCUCAACAUCAUCACCGAAUUCACAAACGAGUGGCGGACGGUGUUGGAUGGCAAUAACACGGAGCUCUCGAGCACGGAGUUGUCGGGCGGUGCCAGAAUCAGCUUCGUCUUCCACGAGCUGUACUCAAACGGCGUGAAGGCCGUUGACCCUUUCGACGUGGUCAAGGACGUUGAUAUCCGCACCAUACUGUACAACUCGUCCGGCUCCUCCCCGGCUCUCUUCGUCGGCACCACCGCCUUUGAGUUGAUCGUGAAGCAGCAGAUCAAGCGUCUGGAAGACCCCAGUCUGAAGUGCGUGUCUCUCGUCUAUGACGAGCUGGUGCGCAUCCUGUCGCAGCUCCUCGGCAAGACUUUGUACCGCAGGUAUCCUUCGCUCAAGGAGAAGGUCCACACCGUCGUCAUCAACUUCUUCAAGAAGGCCAUGGAACCCACCAACAAGCUGGUCAAGGACCUGGUCGCCAUGGAGGCAUGCUACAUCAACACCGGCCACCCCGACUUCCUGAACGGUCACAGAGCCAUGGCCAUGGUCAACGAGCGCUACAACCCCUCCAAGCCCGUCCAGGUCGACCCCAAGACGGGCAAGCCUCUGCCGGGCGGCACUCCUAGAGCAUCCAGCCCGGUCGUGCCAGAGGACUCUGCGAACGGGGGCUUCUUUGGCAGCUUCUUUGCUGCGAAGAACAAGAAGAAGGCGGCCGCCAUGGAAGCUCCCCCGCCAACACUCAAGGCCUCUGGAACGCUCUCGGAGCGGGAGAACAUUGAGGUUGAAGUCAUCAAGCUGCUCAUCUCCUCGUACUACAACAUUGUGAAGCGUACCAUGAUCGACAUGGUGCCUAAGGCCAUCAUGCUUACCCUCGUUCAGUUCACCAAAGAUGAGAUGCAGAAGGAGCUUCUGGAGAACAUGUACCGCACCGACACCCUAGAUGACCUGCUCAAGGAGAGCGACUUCACCAUCCGCAGAAGGAAGGAGUGCCAGCAAAUGGUGGAGUCCCUUGGCAAGGCCAGCGAGAUCGUCAGCCAAGUCCAGUAAAGACGCGAUACGAUAUACACGACGGCUUUUCGGAGAAGCACUAGAACGAUGCCCGCUGUGAUGCCGGCCCGCCCCACGCUUCCGGGGGAACAGAAGAGAAGGAGCGCGGCGUUAAGGUAGUAAAAUCUUCCCAUGUAUCGUCGGCGGGAUCCCCGGAGGCUUGUGAGGCAGUAGACAGACAGCUCAACAGCGGCAGUUGCGGUGAUAGUCUUUUAAUGAGAGUGGCAUACAUUUGUUUCUUGAGAUGGAGACUGGAUCAAAGAUGGCCAAAGAGAUUAGCGAUGCGGAGGCAGCAAUGAAAACUCAUAUUCCCACUUGGUUU